AUGUUGUUAUUCCAGAACAGCACCGGCCUCCAGAGCCUGCUGGUCUCCCUGCUGGAAUACCUGAACAGGACCUCAGUCAUGUCUCCUCCAUCCUCCCUCUCCUCCAUCUCCUCUGCCCACCCGGCGCCUCUGGCCUCCCCGCUCACCCAAAGUCAUCAUCUCAAAGGUCAGGGUCAAGGUCAAGGUCAAGGCCAAGGUCAAGGUCAGGGUGAAGGUCAGGGCAUGAUCUACAUCUUCCUGGUGGUGGGCAUGUUCAGCUUCUUCACCUUCGGCAUCAUGAUGAGCUACAUCCGCUCCAAGAAGCUGGAGAGCUCGCACGACCCCUACCACCAGUACAUCGCCCACGACUGGGGCAGGAAGGAGACGCUGAUCAUCGCCAACCCAGCUGCUAAUGCUGCAGCUGCUGCUAAUGCUACUGCUGCUAAUGCUACUAUGGGCCGUCUUCCAGGCUGA
This is a messenger RNA of Engraulis encrasicolus (European anchovy), 453 nucleotides long. RefSeq lists its product as uncharacterized. The coding region runs from base 1 to 453 and encodes 150 amino acids. Gene Ontology annotation, molecular function: voltage-gated potassium channel activity involved in ventricular cardiac muscle cell action potential repolarization; potassium channel regulator activity; transmembrane transporter binding. The record is from RefSeq and is a predicted model, not a curated record. Gene Ontology annotation, cellular component: membrane. Gene Ontology annotation, biological process: membrane repolarization during action potential; regulation of heart rate by cardiac conduction; regulation of ventricular cardiac muscle cell membrane repolarization. The transcript is spliced from 2 exons. NCBI's taxonomy places the organism in Eukaryota, Metazoa, Chordata, Actinopteri, Clupeiformes, Engraulidae.